Messenger RNA from Scheffersomyces stipitis CBS 6054, 1236 nucleotides. RefSeq lists its product as uncharacterized. Gene Ontology annotation, cellular component: nucleus. The transcript has a single exon. Gene Ontology annotation, biological process: poly(A)+ mRNA export from nucleus. Bases 1 to 1236 code for a protein of 411 amino acids. Lineage: Eukaryota; Fungi; Ascomycota; Pichiomycetes; Serinales; Debaryomycetaceae. The record is from RefSeq and is a predicted model, not a curated record.
AUGUCUGAUACCGGCAAUCAGUCAUCCGAACACGAAUUACCAUCCGAUCAUGAACUAGAGAAGGAGAGUGUUUCUCAAACUGUUGAUGACCAAGUUGCACAGGAUGAAGAACAAGAUGAACAAGAAGAACAAGAACAAGCUGAUGAAGGGGAAUACAAAGACCAAGAUGAAGACGACGACGACGAAGAUAACGUCUACUCUAUAAGGGCGCAUAAGAUAAAGCGUGAUGAGAACGAGAGUGCUCUGACAACCACAAAGAAGAAAAUCGUUAGAAAGUCCAAGAAGCACUUGUUGGAGGACACCGGUGUACCUCAAGGUGUUGAUACUACGGAAAGAGAAAGAGAACAAGAUUUCACAGUAGACUUUGACAAUGCUGAUCCACAAACCAGAAAGAGAAUGUUGUUGGAAGAAAAGAUGGAUCAUGCCAUCAAGAGUAAGAGUACUAGACGUAGAAGAGCUGAUGAGGAUGAUUUGGAAAGAAUGCAAGAUGACAAGAUAGAUUUCUUGAAGGACCAGAUGAUCCGUGCUGCCAACUCCGAUGUAGAAAAGAACUCCCAGGGCCAAAUAGCCACCGAGAAGUUAAAGUUGUUAAAGGAAGUAACUGAUAUCUUGUCUAGAGCCGAUUUGGCUAUCUCCAUUUUGGACAAUAAUUUGUUGGAAGCUGUGAGAUUAUGGUUAGAACCAUUGCCGGAUGCUUCGAUGCCUGCUUACCAAAUCCAGAAGGAGUUGAUCUCGUCCUUGGAAAGCUUGCCCAUCAAGACAGACCAUCUUGUUGCUUCUGGUAUUGGAAAGGUGUUGGUGUACUACCAGCGUUCCAAGAGAACAGAACCAGCAUUGAAGAAGAUAGUCGACAGAUUAAUUGGCGAUUGGACCAGACCUAUUUUGAACAAAUCCGACUCGUACAAGGAUCGUACCAUCCAAUUCCACGAAUACGACAAGCUCAGAUUCACCAACCAAUUGGCUUCAGCCAAGAGCAACAAGCCAAAGGAAGCUAAGACCUUGUAUGAAGAAAACGCUGAAAGAAGAAAGAGAGCCGCUAUUCCAAGUGCUAGAACUGCAGCCUAUAAAUUUGCCCCAAGAGUAGAUGCUUCUCUAUUAAGAAGACAACAAGGCAGAGUUGGAGGUCCUGAUGAAAGAUUCAGGAGAAUCAACUCCAAGUUGACGCUGAUGUCAAUAAAGAAGAAGACUUCAAAGAAGGGUGGUCCAUCUAUUGAAGGUAGAAACUUAACCAUUUAG